This is a messenger RNA of Arabidopsis thaliana (thale cress), 1061 nucleotides long. Its product is annotated as Legume lectin family protein. Gene Ontology annotation, molecular function: carbohydrate binding. Bases 43 to 867 code for a protein of 274 amino acids. The record is from RefSeq and is marked reviewed. The transcript has a single exon. Lineage: Eukaryota; Viridiplantae; Streptophyta; Magnoliopsida; Brassicales; Brassicaceae. Gene Ontology annotation, biological process: response to other organism. Gene Ontology annotation, cellular component: apoplast; plasma membrane.
UUUCAAACUCUCACUUGAGUAAACAGCAGUUACGAAAACGCAAUGAAGAUUCAUAAACUCUGUUUUCUUGCUCUGCUCUUAGCUCACACCACUUCCGCCGUCAACCUCAACCUCAACCUCAAAACCUCAGAGUUGGUCUUCCUUGGAGACGCUGAGCUCGGUCCUGCUUCUGAUGGCGUCAGCCGCUCCGGAGCUCUCUCCAUGACACGAGACGAGAACCCAUUCUCUCACGGCCAAAGUCUUUGGUCCACUCCAGUCCCUUUCAAGCCUUCUUCAAACUCUUCUUCUCCUUAUCCAUUUGAAACUUCUUUCACUUUCUCCAUCUCUACUCGCAUCAAACCCGCCCCUGGUCACGGCCUUGCUUUUGUUGUCGUCCCUUCCAUUGAAAGUGACGGUCCUGGACCCGCUGGAUACCUCGGGAUAUUCAACAAAACCAACAAUGGCAACCCCAAAAACCACAUCUUUGCUGUCGAAUUCGACGUUUUUCAGGACAAAGGUUUUGGAGACAUUAAUGAUAACCAUGUCGGGAUUAAUAUCAACUCUGUUACUUCCGUUGUUGCUGAGAAAGCUGGUUAUUGGGUUCAGACAGGAAUUGGGAAAAUGAAACACUGGUCGUUUAAAGAGUUCAAGCUGAGUAAUGGAGAGAGGUACAAGGCUUGGAUUGAGUAUAGAAACUCCAAGGUUACAGUUACUCUCGCGCCAGAAACCGUUAAGAAACCUAAGAAGCCUUUGAUCGUUGCCCAUUUAGAUCUCUCUAAGGUUUUUCUUCAAAAUAUGUACCCCGGUUUUUCUGGUGCCAUGGGCCGUGGCGUUGAACGUCAUGACAUUUGGAGUUGGACCUUCCAGAACAGUGCCAAGAGAAUCUAAACCGGUUCUGUUCGGUUAUGCUUUUUCUAAUGUAUCAGAAAGUUGUAACCGGAAUGAAUAAAAUAGCAAAUUUUGUUGUUUUAAUUGUUUGUAUUUGACUAUUUACACAGUAUCCUAUCCUGCUAGGACCUGUGCACUUGUUGUUAUGUUGAUUCUUCAUUCUAAAAGAUUCUAAGUAGAGACCUGACACACAG